Molecule: messenger RNA, 228 nt
Organism: Haemonchus placei
Lineage: Eukaryota; Metazoa; Nematoda; Chromadorea; Rhabditida; Trichostrongylidae
Source: the annotation of a GenBank genome assembly
AUGAAAUCACCUUAUGAAGUUUCUGCUGUCAGUCUGGUGCGGUGCACAUAUGCUAAAGCAUUGUCAACUGCUCGACUAUUGCCAAAUGGUACUGCCACUCUCAAACUCUCCAUGCAUCAGCUAUGGAAUCUGAGACGAAUCGACGGUCCCAAAACUCCUUCUUCUGAUCGUCGAUUCCAGCUUGACAUUGGAGCUCGUGCAGUAUGGUUGACAACAUAUUUGUUCUGA